Molecule: messenger RNA, 4603 nt
Organism: Paramuricea clavata
Lineage: Eukaryota; Metazoa; Cnidaria; Anthozoa; Malacalcyonacea; Plexauridae
Source: the annotation of a GenBank genome assembly
GUAAGUUUCAUCUUUGAGAUUCACGUCUUAACACUGAUAUGUGGAGUUUCACUGUUAGGCAGGGAAAAUGAUUAGACGAGAAUGGCAUUGGGUAAGUAGAAAUUAUAUAAAUAAUAACAGAAUGAUGCUUCAUAUAUAUACUAGUUAGACUAUUAAAUAUACAUGUCCACGAUUCAACACGUUUUGAAAUAGUAUAUGUAGUUAAUAUGCCGGAUAAAUUAAACUGGAUUCAGUUUAACGGAAACCCUUCACUCUUAUAAUUUCUAGACUGUAUAUUUUAGUGAGAGUUCAUUGUUGUUAUUGAACAUAUUUCAAACCGGCCAAAGAUUGUAGCACCAUAUGAAAGUUAGAAAGUAAAGGAAAAAGGAUAUGAAAAUUAAUGACCCUAUGCGGAAUUUAUAGAACUGCUUAUAAUUAUGGUGUGUCGCGAUUAGUUUCCGCAUAAGAAAUACUUUAUGAAGUUUCUUUUAAAUUUAAUCUAAUCAUUCAUUAGUACUCUGUUAGUUUUAAUAAUUUAUUGAGAACUGGUGCUCUUUGGUUUAAUUUUGUGCAUAUGAGUUAUGAAAUGAGAUCACAAUGGUAUAAAUCUUUUAGUUAUGAAGUUUUUAGCUAAUUUAAAUUUUAUGUCCGUGUGUGGCGUAUUAAAGAUUUUCUUUGACUUCUGGUCUUAAUGACUAGACUCGAAGCGUACAAUAAUCACGGUGCAGUAAGCUUGGCCUCUGAAGCUUGGUAUAAGGUCAUACAGAGCUGCGUUAUUGCACUUAAAUGCUGAAAAACGCUACGCAAUUGUGAUCCGAGACUACUAUAGGGCGUUCCUGGUGGUCACCAUACGACCCGUGCUGAUCACAGAAAACAGUUCAGGUGAAGGAAUUAGUUUUGGUGAAAAAGGAAAACGGGAGAACGCGGAGAGAAACGUUUUAAGCACAAGAAAGAACGAACUAAGACCCUGACCUUUGAAUGAAACAGAAGAGUGGCAAAUCGCUUCCAUGGUUUCAUAAGUAUGAUAGAAAGUGGGCUAUUGCUCUUAUGUUACCAUGUUUGCUUGGCGAUAAAGUGAUUAAAAUGCGGGAAACUUUCUUUGUAAGAAAAGGAAUUCCUGAAAGAAGUGUUAUAGUUUGUCUGCAUCCAUCAGAAUCUUCAAUUAGCCUGAAUAGCAGCCUUUUUUUGGGAGGGGGGAGGACUUGCGGGUGGGAAAAUAAAGGCGGUCGCAGAAAAUCGCCAGCCGUAUACGCACGCUUCUGAUCCGAACUGGAAAUAUUCUUCAGUUGCGAAUUUUUCAACUAAGCUGCGCUAUAAGAGCGAUCGCGCCUCUCAAAAUUGAAGGUCUGCAACAAUACCUCCAAUCACGUUUCAAGCACUACCCUAAAGUAGCCUUGAAGUAGUACCUUUGGGGGCACCUUUCGAGCUGGUGGCACGGAGCAAAGUGCCCCCCGCCCUGUUCCCACACGCACAAGCACACGUAGCAACACCCUAGAGUAGCAAGUUUAACUCAGUUUUAAAGAACAAUGCCAGCCAUGCUUCCUAAAAUGAAGCUAUUAUGCGCAGUCAUCUCAAACUUUGUUUCAUUUUUUAUUAGACGUCUACACCGUUCUCGUGUGCGUUUUGGCCUUGAUAUUUUCCUUCGCGUUAUCACUCGUGAUAAUAUUAGUAAUACAACUACGUAGACGAUAUUUCAAGCAACGAAAAUUGGCCUCAAAGAAAGAUAAACCGUUCACCCCACAGGAAAGAGAGAGCCUGACGAAGCAACAGUCGAAACGGCUUGACAGCGUAUUGGAAGAACUAGGAGAAGGCCCCGACAACGUGUUUGAAGAACAAGAACAACUCUCAAGUCUAAAUGCUUCCCAGAUUUCAUUUUCUUUAUACCACAACCCCAGCGAAGAUAUCCUAGUCUUAGAUAUCUGGUCUGUCUCAGACACCCCUACUGAUUUUAUAAAAGGCUAUGUCGAAGCGCAGUUAUUCCCCUCGGAUUUCGAAGCCGGUCAAUUUCGCACAAAUGUUAGAGAGUGUCUUGAUAAUGCGGUUAUUUUUAACGAAAGUUUUGGCAUCCCAAAUGUGAGCUCUGAAAUGAUCGGUAAUGUUUACUUAAAAUUGUUUCUGUACAAAACGUUUGGGGUUUAUCAGCCUAAAUGUGUUGGUCAUACCGUGUUCGCGCUCAAUGACGUCCCCUGGAAUCCAUUUGGGAAGACGCAAUUUACGCACGAACUACGUCAUGUAAGUAAAAUCAUAGAGAUUAUAAAUAACACGUGUUAUUUAUAAUCUCUAUGAGUAAAAUAUAGUUUUAUAUCAACCUGCGACUAGGCUGAAAAAAGCCCGAUGAAAGUUCAGGCUUACAGAUCGAUAAUAAACUUUGCCAAAUGUUCUAAAAGCAAUCUUUUGCAAAACGUACGUCACUCACAUUAAACAAGUUACGAGUGUUUUAUGUAUAAAAAACAUACUAUAUUGUUUUUCCUAAAGUUUGAAUAAUGCCAACAAGCGUUUUUACUUGAAAUAUUGCUUGGUAUUCGUUUUUCAAAAACAGAAAAUAGUAAUUAAAAAUAUUGGUCGCAAAUAUAGAGGAUAUUAGACGAAGAAAUAUGGAUUUUUAUAUGUUCGAGUGGCAAAAACAAUAUCUUUGACACGAGAACAUAAAUCCAUAUGUUCUCGCAACCGUUUAAUGUUCUGUUUAUUAUAUGUAUGGACUUUAUACUCAGAGUGACAAAAAUACACACAAAGACGACAUGUAAAUAAGCACGCGAAAGACCAGUAUAAAAGCGAUAUUUUUUUAAAUUAUAGUGCAAACAUAAAACUAGAAUAAAUUUUACUUAUCUCAAGAUGUCUUUUAAAUGUUUUCGUUUUAUUUCCAACGUUAAUUUCGUAGUUUAAACACGAACCAAAGACCAUUUGUAUUUUCAAAACAACAAUGAAAAUGGCGGGAAAUUUUCGAAUUCGUAAAAAUACGCGCACCUGGUCCCGGAUGUAGUGACGUACGAGUUCUACGAGUGCUUUAGUUUCCAGGCCUUUCCAGUAAAACACCAUUGUCCAUAUAAUAAAAGUUAAUAAAAGUUAAUAUGUUACAAUAUCAUAAAAAACAGGUAAAGGUGGGGGUGCUAUAUGAACACCGCUUCCACAUCACAGAGUCAAAACCUUUUUAACAGAAGCGUACAGAGUAUAAUAAUUGUGCUUGGGGCCGCUAGACCUUACUUUUGCCGACAAAAUGUGCGUGGUCAAUGCUAUGUUAUCGAAACUGGUUAUGAUUAAGGCACGGGUUAAAUUUGUGAUUUUAGCACCAGGUAGGCGAGUCACCAACCACACCAGCAAUCACCACAGAUGAGGAGUCACCAUGUUCUUCACCAUCACCAUCCCGAGCAGAGAAAGGAGAAUUAUACAUUUCGUUGAGAUAUCAAAGCAAGUCAGGGAGAAUUAACGUCGUUGUUUUGAAGGCUGAGAAUAUCGAGCGAGGAAAUGUUUUACAAAGUGGUAAGAAAUUUUGUCGAUUGCCUAAUUUUCCAACUUUUCAUCCCUAUAUAUAUUUUAAAGGUAAAGAUAGAAGAUGCAUGGCAGAGCGCUGAAUUGCAAAGGACAUAACUCAAACGUGAUCAUCAUAACUCAAACGUGAUCAGGCUUAUUGGGGCGCCUCUGGCUAUAUUUCAUAUGUCUGAUCACGGGGAAUAGCUAAGGUGAAAAGAUUAGGGUUUGGCGAGAAAGCAGAACAGAAUACCCAGAGAAAAACCUUUCAAGCACAAAAGAGAACAAACUACAACUCCACUGAAAUGAAUAGACCGUGAAAUUUUGAUCUAGACAAGUCUGGACAAAAAUUUCAUCACAGCUUGAAAGAGCAUCACAAAAUUAGUAAUAUUCCAAAGUUUCGUUGCGAAAUGUUGUAAAAUGCGGAUAAUAUAUAGCCUUGCGAAGUUUGCCGUUUUUCAGUCAUUUUGCAUUACAAUCUAACAUUUUGCAUCAGUUUGAUCAUCUGAUUAUCAAUUUCCCAUUUGUAAUGCAAAAUGACUGAAAAACGGCAAACUUCGCGAGGCUAUAUUAUCCGCAUUUUACAACAUUUCGCAACGAAACUUUGGAAUAUUACUAAUUUUGUGAUGCUCUUUCAAGCUGUGAUGAAAUUUUUGUCCAGACAUGUCUAGAUCAAAAUUUAACUUAAAAGGGGAAAGGUCUAUUGCAACCAUCUGUAUUUUCCAGAUCCGUAUGUUAAAAUCAAGCUGCUCUUGCUGGGUGAAGUUAUAGACAAGAAGCAGACAAAAUCACAAAGACGAAAUUCGAACUCGUGUUGGAAUGAACCGUUCGUAUUCAACAUCGAUGAAGAGAAGGGUCUCAACAACUACGAGCUGAUCUUUCUGGUGCGCAGGCGUGAUAUUCUCUCGCCUCAUUCCACUGUCGGGGUCGUGCGUAUUGGUGCCCAGGUCGGCGGCGCGGGGCAGUCACACUGGUAUGCAAUGAUGGCCAAAGGAAAUCUUAUGAGACAAGUUGCACGACGUCACAAAAUAAAAUGAAACGGAACUUAUGCCAAAUGGAAGUUGAUAACUUUACUUAACGUUGGAUAUUGACUUUAAAAUAGCUUGUAGUAAAAAUGUAAAAACAGACGGAAGAAAAUUUAUACUAAAUUUGUGGUGAU